This is a messenger RNA of Papaver somniferum (opium poppy), 882 nucleotides long. RefSeq names its product factor of DNA methylation 1-like. The coding region runs from base 1 to 882 and encodes 293 amino acids. The record is from RefSeq and is a predicted model, not a curated record. Gene Ontology annotation, biological process: gene silencing by siRNA-directed DNA methylation. The transcript has a single exon. NCBI's taxonomy places the organism in Eukaryota, Viridiplantae, Streptophyta, Magnoliopsida, Ranunculales, Papaveraceae.
AUGAAUUCCAAGCUCUUGCAAACAGAGAAAGAUAUGCGUUCUUUCUCACCAUUGUGGAAUCCAUAUAGAGAUACUCCUUCGACUGAUAUGAUAAAUCUUCUGACGCAGCGAGUGGAAGAUGCGAAACAGGCUGCGUUAAAAAUUUUAGGUAAAUCACCGUAUGGAAGUAAAAGAAUGAGACUAACUGAAGAGACAGAGAGAUUUAAAGAGGAUAACGUCAAGAGACCGAGAACUGAUUUUGAAGAAGGGAUAGAAGCCAGCAGUACUACUGAGGAACUGAAAUUACAAGUUCAGGCAUAUAGAGAUAAGAUAGAAGAAUUGAGUAAGAAGUUGGAAGAGAAGGAAGGAGAAACGGAAAGUCUUCAAGAUCUUAAUCAUACUCUCAUUGUGAAAGAACGCAAAAGCAACGAUGAGUUGCAGGAAGCUCGCAAAGAACUGAUCAACCAAUUGAAGGGAACAGGUAAUAGUCAUGCUAGCGUCCGCUAUAAAAGAAUGGGGGAACUUGAUUCUAAGCCUUUCCAGGAAGCAUGCAAGAAGAAAUAUAGCGGCCGUGAAGAAAGAGAUGUGAAAGCCUUGGAGCUCUGCAGCUUAUGGGAAGGUCACAUUAAAGACUCGAAUUGGUUUCCAUUCGUAAAUGUCGAGAUUGGGAAUAAUAACUAUAAGGAGAUAAUUGAUGACAAGGAUGACAAGCUGAAUAAACUGCGGAACGACUUGGGUGAUGACGUAUUUAAAGCUGUAACAACUGCCUUAACAGAGAUGAACGAAUAUAAUGCAAGUGGGAGGUACAUAGUCGCAGAACUGUGGAACUUCAAAGAGGAAAGAAGGGCAACAUUAAAAGAGGGAAUUCAAAGAUUAAGCAAAUAUAAGCGAAUGAAGAAGUGA